AUGGAUGUUCUAAUUUACUGGUACUUAAUGACUGCUGUGGUUGUAUCAGAAAAACAACAGUAUACCAACCAAACAGAAAUUAACGCCACAAGAAAUGGUUCUACUGGUAUCAUAACUUCCCCAGGUUAUCCUGGAAACUAUCCAGACAAUGCUGCCUACAUGUGGACACUAAGAACAGGAAAUUUUAAUGCCAUUGUCUCAUUUAACUUUAAAGACUUCGACAUCAAAAAGUAUGAGGGCACUCAACAUUGUGUUGAUUAUUUACAGAUAUAUCAGACGAAACCAUGUUGCUUUAAGGCCAUGCAUAGAUGCGGUAACUUUGAACCUUUCAAUCUGACAGUUGAUGGAAGCGUCAUAACCAUUCACUUUGUGUCUGAUAACUUGCACAACACCAAGGGAUUUAACUUGACAUGGAAAGUCGAAAUCCUCAGCCAAAAUCAUGACAACGACUGGACCAAAGAAGUUGGGAACAACAGAUCCUGA
Molecule: messenger RNA, 483 nt
Organism: Magallana angulata
Lineage: Eukaryota; Metazoa; Mollusca; Bivalvia; Ostreida; Ostreidae
Product: CUB domain-containing protein 2-like
Exons: 4
Coding region: 1-483 (160 amino acids)
Source: RefSeq, a predicted model, not a curated record